Messenger RNA from Guillardia theta CCMP2712, 786 nucleotides. RefSeq lists its product as hypothetical. Gene Ontology annotation, biological process: protein phosphorylation. Gene Ontology annotation, molecular function: cyclin-dependent protein serine/threonine kinase activity; ATP binding; RNA polymerase II CTD heptapeptide repeat kinase activity. Lineage: Eukaryota; Cryptophyceae; Pyrenomonadales; Geminigeraceae. The annotation marks the transcript as partial. Gene Ontology annotation, cellular component: mediator complex; nucleus. The record is from RefSeq and is a predicted model, not a curated record. The transcript has a single exon.
CAGGUUUUCGACAAGAUAGGAAAAGGUGCCUAUGGGUGUGUGUGGCAGGCUAAAAUCCUGGAAUCAAGCAAAGAAGUGGUGGUGAAGGUGGUGUGGCCCGAUGCCGACUUGGAUCCAGAGGACUCUCAAGGUGCUUCGCCUGGAAAUCAUAGACGUGAAGCGUUCAAGAAGGAAAUUCAGAUGAUGCAACGUGUGGGGCAGCACUCCAACGUAGUUGAGUUCUAUGGUGCAACGUCGGAUUGCACAGUGAUUGUGUUUGAGCAAGCUCUUGCAGACCUUCAUGAUAUCAUAAGGAAGCAGAAAAAGAGUCUGGUGCUCCCAAUGAUUGCGCGAUGCUGCAGAGAUGUUCUCAAAGGGGUCGAGUACUUGCAUUCCAUCCGAGUGAUGCAUAGAGACAUAAAGCCAGCAAACUUGUUGGUUUUCAAGGACAUGGUGGUCAAGAUCUGUGAUUUUGGUCUCGCACGUGAAUAUUCAGAAGGCGAGAACCGUGUGAAGAGCGAGAUGACAACCUUGUGGUACCGAGCCCCUGAACUUCUCAUGGGAUCCGAGACCUACAACUGCAGGAUCGACGAGUGGUCUGUGGGAUGCAUCAUCCUAGAGAUGCUUGCUGGGUCAUGUCAGACCAAAGGAAAGGUCGAGGAUGUUUGUAAGUGUCCUCUGCCGACUCAUUUCAACUACAAUGGGGAUCAGUUGGCAAAAAUCUUCAUGCUGGUGGGAACUCCAAGAGAUGAAAAGUUGUUGUCUCAAAUGCAAUGUCGAAACCAUUUUUCUUCUUGGCCAAAAUAU